CACAGAUGAAUCACUCACAUUUGACAGAUUCUAACUAGAUUUGUUUUUGCAAUUUGUGAUUUGUGCAUUUAUUUUGCGUGUGCAUUGUCGUUUCGGUGAAUAAUUCGAUAAAAUCCAUGUAGUGCGCUGCAAAAUGUCUCUCGGCAAGUUUGAGAACGUUGGUGCGUUUGUGAGAGACUGUAGAAAUGGUACUUUGCUUUAUGACGAAGCGUGUUUGGAAGUGAUCACGAGUGAGACAGUUACUUUCUGGAGCCAGUAUGAGGAAUGUGAAGGAUGCAAGUUGGUGCUAACGAAGACUUUGGAGACCACCGGAGAAAUAGUCUUGAAGACUUUGAGCCCUGUCCACUAUGCUGUGAAAAAUGGCAAUGGACAGAUAUGCAAUGGCACAUACCUCUUCGGGGAAUUCGGCCAAUACACGUUGAACCUGACAGAGGCGACGAAGGAGGAAUGUCUGCCGCGCAUGAAGGCGGAGCCCGACGCGGCGCACCUGCCCAUCCUGACGGCGGUCGUGGUGCUCCUCGCCAUGGCCACGCUCUGGUACAUCGUCAAGGGCAUCGGCAAGAGGCUGCUUACACAUAGCUUCGUCGCUAACUACUUCAACAGGGAGGACAACGAGCUGGGGUCUGAGACGCGCGUCUUAACAGCUGAAGUAUCCGCCCCGCGAGCACCCACGCGUUCCCGGUUGCGCUCCUUGGACAUCUUCCGUGGUUUCUGCAUCGCUCUCAUGAUCUUCGUGAACGCCGGCGGUGGUGGAUACGCGAUAUUCUCCCACUCGACAUGGAAUGGCAUAACUGUCGCGGACGUAGUGUUCCCGUGGUUCGCGUUCGCUAUGGGGGAGGCUCUCGUGCUGUCGCUCAACGCCCGCCUGCGUACCUCGCUGCCACGCACAACGGCUUUCUAUCAGGUCGCCCGUCGCGCGUUGCUGCUAGCUAUAAUCGGCAUCAUCCUGGGCGCCGUGAACGUGUCGUGGGCGCACGUGCGGCUGCCCGGCGUUCUGCAGCGGCUGGCCGCCAUGUACCUGGUGGUGGGCGCGCUCGAGUGCGUCUUCAUGCCCACCAGCCAGAACAUCACGCCCGGUCGUUCUCUGUUCCGUGACAUCGCGGCGGGUUGGAGGCAGUGGCUGGCUACAAUCGUGCUGGUGACCGUACAGGUAUGCGUGACGAUGCUGGUGGCGGCUCCGAACUGCCCCCGCGGCUAUGUGGGCCCCGGCGGCCUGCACAUGUCGGCCUAUGGACAGGAUCUGCGCGGAUGCACGGGCGGCAUAGCGGGAUACAUCGACAGGGUGGUCCUAGGUGCGUCGCACCUGUACAAGCGCGGCAGCUUCCGCAUCCUGUACGCAGCCACUGUGGCCUUCGACCCUGAGGGCCUGCUGGGCAUCCUCUCCGGGGUGCUGGUGGUGCAGGCCGGCGCGCACGCCACGAGGAUCAUGCUCGCUUAUAACCACGCCAGGGCCCGUAUAAUGCGUUGGGUGUUCUGGUCUAUCAUCUUCGGAGUGACCGGCGGAGCUCUGUGCCUGUUCUCAAAGAACGGAGGCCCGAUCCCGAUCAACAAGAACCUGUGGUCGCUGUCCUACUGCCUCGUGACGUCAUCAAUGGCACUAUUCAUACAAGCCGUGUUGUACUUCAUCGUCGAUCUGAAGAACAAGUGGGGAGGGCGCCCGCUCUACUACGCUGGUCAAAACGCGCUGUUCCUAUACAUCGGCAGCGAGCUCCUCAAGAAACACUUCCCGUUCUACUACUCGGUACCGGCGCCGACGCACGCGCAGCUGCUGGCGACACACGCGGCUACCAUGCUGCUAUGGCUCGCGGUCGGCGUCGCUUUGUACAAACGGCGGAUCUUCAUCACCCUCUAAAUGUAUGUUCUUCCGAAAUAUACAGGGUGUUGGAAACGCCGUACCGAAUGCUGAGGGAGUAGAUUCAGCUCAUAAUUCUGAGUUAAUAUCAAGUGGAAUUUCAUUUACUCAAGAUUUUAUUUCGAUGUUUUUUUUUUAAUUAUUUAAAUUCCAUACAUUGGGAUGGAAAAUUCCUCUUGAUAUCAACUCAGAAUCAUGGUCUGAAUCAUCCCUCAAAGUUUUCGUUACGGUGUCACUAACACCUUAUAUAGGACUGUUUACCUUCAGCCGCGGUCGUAACCAAAGUUUCGUAACUGGUUAUGAACCAGUGAAGACUUCCACAAGUUCCACUUGUAGCGAGCUUCCUCACGACGCGAUGCAAUUCAUGCGAUAUCCGAACAAAUGACGAUUUGAGAAUAGGGUCGUAAGUAGGGUUGCCAGGCCCUAAAAUACAAAGGCCGGACUCGGCGCUAUAUAACGCUGGACAUUUUGUGAUAAAAGCUUCUUCUUCUUCAGGUGCCUCUCCAAUUAGUGGAGGUUGGCCAUCAGGUCUUGAAAAUGUAUCCUUAUCUCCCGUGAGGCGGAACAGUUCCACCGCACUCGUGAUCCCAGUCCAUUCCCUGAUAUUACGCAACCAGGACUUCCUCCAAUAAAAGGACAUGUUUUUUAUAGCCAAACUGUUUUUACAGCAGGGCUGAUGAAAAAUGGUGAGAGCCCUCAGCGCUCCCCUUUUGUCCGGCCAAGUAGUUAAUGCUAAAAAAAAACAAAAAAAGCUGAUGAAAAAAGUAUGUUAAAAGUAAGUUCGCUUUCCGCUAGCCCGGCCUUCGCCCGGCCCGUCGUCGUAGCCAUCGCCACUCCAACAAAAAGCCUAAAAAAAGCUGAACAAGCCUCACACACAAAUAUUUGUCAAAAAGCCAAACAUGUCCGGCUAAAGCCGGGCCCUGGCAACCCUAGUCGUAAAAUCGAAUUUUCUUUUAAAAUCCAAAACCUAUUGUGUCUGGAAAUCAUGACACGGCAGAAUCGAGAAGGCGAUAGCGUGCGUACGCAUGCGGUCGCUCUCUCUCGCUCUAGCAAAUGACGGUUCUGAGUAACAGAAAAGGAGGAGCAUAGGAAAGUGCUAUUAAGUUGCCGCCAGAUGUGGUUCAACCCUUAGGGUUGAUGACAACCUAGUUGUCUUUUUUAAAAUUAUCAAAGCGUGUCUAUUAACUUUUACGAAAUAAUGAGUUCGACAUCUUCAAGAAAUUGUCAAACGUCUAUUACUGGCAACCCAACCCUAAUAUCGUCGUGAGAAAGAAGCCUAACAUAACAUAACGUUAGUAACUCAGUGACGUCGACGUUAUGUCCCUCUAGGAGGUCAGCUAUCCUACUUCCCGUUACGUACCAACGUCGAGGAGUAAAGGGGAGCGCGCAGACUCUCUGUCUCGCUUGUACAUACGCUAUAGGCGGCACUCGGUAACAAUCUGAUUUUAGACGGAGUGGAGUGUACAGUCAUGAGUAAUAUAAUGUACCCACUUCAGGACUCUGUCGCACGAACAUAUUUGUCAUUUAGUGAGACUUACAGUUCAAUUUGUCAAAAAAGUUAAUGUGACAUGGUACCAAAGUGUAUACAUAUUAAUGCUCGUGACCGUACUCGUAAGGGCGAGAAUAGUAGACAUAUAUAGAGCGUUUUCAUUUAAUAUAUUAUUUUUCCCAUAUACGCUGUCACGUUCUACUUUGUGUAGCAAUUUAUAAAAAUACUUCUCGUCAAGUUUUAUACAACGUCGUAAUUGGCGCUAAAUUACAUUGCGCUUUAAAGACAGUGAAAAUAAUACUAUUUUAAGUGAGGAAAUGUGAUAAAUGUUAGAAGACGCAAACGCGUUGCUUUGAAUGCCAAAUUAAAAUGAAAUGUCUUUAGGACUAACAAAAAGAAUAAAUAGAAGACGUAUAGACACUCAGAGAAAUUUACAUAACAUGAUGUUAUGUCCCUUUAACAUAAAAAAAACUCACGACUAUGCCCCAAUGGGGGUAGUCAGAACUAAGUACUCACGCCUCACCGAACUUUCUAUUAGUUCAAGGUGACGUCAUUAGCUAUAUUUCUCUGUUCCUAUACAUCGGCCGCGGAGUUGUCCUUGGGCAUAGAAUAAGGAAUAAUACUACUUAGCAAGGUUUACCCCCCCAUCCUCGUCUUCAAUUGUAUGGGCGUUAAUUAUAAUGAUAACAGCCUAUAGUCUAUACGUCUUAUAAUUAUUCUUAUGGAGUAACACAAACGACGGUAGCUCAUACAUAACUAUAAUUCGGAAAUUCGAUGGAAUAUUCACCUUAACUUGAUGGUAGUACUAUACCAUAAAAUUAUUAUCAUUUUAAAAAGUCAGGUAAGGCGGUGAAUUGUAAUAUCAACUCUAUAUUAUGUACUACCAUCAAGUUCGGGUAAAUAAUAAAUAUGUCACCCAAUUUCCGAUCCUACUAAUUAAUAUCUAUAGUUUUAUUUUAUUUAUUUAUUUAUUUAAUAGACUUAUUUACUCUUCUUCUUCUUUGCGAGUCGAUGGCGAUCGAAGCUAAACUUAUUUACUGAUAGUGUUGAUUAAAUUAGUCAGUUUUAAGAUUUUACUUUGAACUGAACUAUCAUAAUAUUUAUUUAUUUUAUUUUAUUAUACUAUAUUUUUUUAUAUAAUAUACUACAUAUUUCCCAAGGACAUAGGAAAGUCUGCCGCAAUCUUUCAAGCGUUUGUGUUACUCCAUUACGUAGACUGAUAAAUUGGUUACCUAUUGAUAAUGGUAGACUUUAUUGUAUGAUGGUUUAACUGUAAAAUCGGAUUAUAAUAUGUUUUUAAAGUUUGUAAGCCGUGUGGCAAUUUAGAUUUAUUACAAAAGGACAACCAUGAAAACUAAAAUCUGAUUUAUAGUUGCAUCUCUUCCACACUCGAGGUGCGUUCAAAUAUCACGCACGCGUAAUAUAAUAAAUUUAAAAACGAAAGGAAAUAUAUUGCAGAAACCAUAAAUUUGCAUCUUUUGAACGCACCUCUUUGGCAUUGUUUUAAUGUGUACGUAAACGGUUUAUUCACUAGUCGAUUAAUAUAAUUAUCGCUAAUGAAUAUUCUGCUUUAUACUUUUAUUAUAUAUUUUUUUUUGGUCAAGAUAUUUUAUGUUCGUGCAUUUUUUAUAUACUACACGGUAGUAUAGAUUAUAUACUGUAUAUGAAAGUAGUGGAAAAUUCACACCGACCGAACAUUGCCGAAAGCGUCAUAUCGAAAUUGGUUUCGAUUUUUAUUUACAGUCAUUAUGUAUAACUGUAUUUCUUAGUUAUAAAAUUAAUAAAUAUAUCUACAACAAUGCGUAUUAUG
Messenger RNA from Pectinophora gossypiella (pink bollworm), 5151 nucleotides. RefSeq names its product heparan-alpha-glucosaminide N-acetyltransferase-like. Lineage: Eukaryota; Metazoa; Arthropoda; Insecta; Lepidoptera; Gelechiidae. Bases 134 to 1852 code for a protein of 572 amino acids. The transcript is spliced from 10 exons. The record is from RefSeq and is a predicted model, not a curated record.